Molecule: messenger RNA, 2193 nt
Organism: Ichthyophthirius multifiliis
Lineage: Eukaryota; Ciliophora; Oligohymenophorea; Hymenostomatida
Exons: 4
Source: RefSeq, a predicted model, not a curated record
AUGAAUAUUCUACCAAAGUAAUAUAGCGAUUUUCAAACAAAAACAUAUUGGGACUAAUUCUUUUAAAAACUAAAAGAAUAAAAAGACGAAAGCAAUCAAUUUUUUGAAUGGUAUGGAAACUUCAAAGAAUAUGAUUCUGUUUUAAAUUAAUUUUUAGACAAAAAUUAAAAAAUACUAAAUAUAGGAUGCGGUAAUUCCUUAUUUUCAGAAGAAAUGUAUGAUUCAGGUUUUAAAAAUAUCAUAAAUAAUGAUUUUUCAGAAAACAUUAUUAAUGAAAUGUCUCAAAGAAGCUUAAAUAUUAGACCAUUUAUGAAAUAUGAAGUAAUGGAUGUUUACAAUAUGACCUAUUAGCCUGAAUCUUUUGAUAUAAUUAUUGACAAAGGACUCCUCGAUGCAAUAUAUCCAGUCGAAAAUGAGGAAAAUAAUCAAAAAAUAACAAAUUUAUUUAAUGAUUUUUGCAAAAUAUUAACAAAUAAAGAGUAUUAAUCUAGAUAUAUAUGUAUAAGUUUACUCCAAAGUCAUGUUUUAAAUAUUCUUUUGGAAUUUUUUCAACCAAGAAAUUAUUAAAUAACUAUAUAUGAAAUUCUAAUUGAAAAUUCUAAGAUUUUUCCAUUUAUGGUUGAUAUAUAAAAAUCGAAAAAUAAAAAUAAUAAAAUUGAAUUGCAAUUGAGAAAUAAAAUAAAAUAAUAAUUUUAGGUUAAAGACUUAAAAUUUUAAAUUAGAAAAAUAUAAACAUAAAAUAGAUAUAUAGAUUAAGUUAAUGUGUUUCAUCCUGGAUAGAGAUUUUAGAUUGAAAUUUGGGAUAAUAAAAAUAAUAAAAAUUCUGAAAUUCCGAAAUAUACACUUACUGUAGUUGAUUCUUUGAAUAAAAAAAUUCUAGAUAAUAAAACAUGUGGAUGUUUCAUUACACCAUAAGGAAAAGAAUAAGAUUUCUUGUUUAGUAGUGAAAAAGGAAAUUUUUAACUUUUAGAAUAAGUAGGAUUUUCUAGAUUAAUAAUUGCAAUUUUAAAUCCUGGAUUUUCUUUUGGAAAUUUAUAGGCAGUUUAAGGCGAAUUAUCUCCAGCUGUAGAUAAUUUAACACCAAAAGGUUGCAAAAACAAGCCUGUACCAUUUUUAACUGAUGGAGAUUAAAUAGGAAAAAGAAAUGCUCUUUUAGAAAAUAAUGAAUUUAUUAUAGAUGAAAUAAUGAAUGAAAAUAAUAAAUGUAUUCGUAGAUUAAUAUUUAAAAAUAAUAUAUAAUAAAUAUAAUCUUAAUUUUAAAUUAUAUAUUUCUCAAAUAAAAAUAAACCUCAAUUAGUAGAAAUAAAUAAAUAGUUUUAAAGUAUUUUACCUCCAAAAAAAAAUGUUUUAGUAGGAAUAGAUGAUACUCAUUUAGAAUUUGAGAGUCAUAAGUAAAAAAAAAACUAUAUGUAUUAAUAUAUUUAUUUUUUUAAUUUAUUUAGAGCUAUUUUUGCUGGGUUUUCAUUAUUUAAUUUUGAUUAACUUUUUUAAAAAGAAUUUAAUAUUCUAGUCAUUGGUUGUGGUUUAUGUGCUUUAAGUAAAUUCAUUUAUAAUUAUCUUCAACAUGUAAAAUUGAUUAAUAUUGAUAUAUCUAAAAAUGUAAUUGAAACAGCAAAAAACUUCUUUGAAGUUCCUGUUAAAGAUCCUAGAUUUAAAUUAAUUAUAGACAAUGGAGUUUAAUAUGUAAAAAGUUUACCUGUAUAAGAAGAUUUCUAAUAAUAGGAAUAAUAAAAAUAAAACUAACCGAAAAGCUUUAAAUAAUUUAAUACUAUUAUUAUUGAUGUAUUUGGAUUUGAAAACUAACCUUCUCCACCUGAAGGAUUUUAAAGUGUUUAAUUUUUGGAAAAAGCUAAAAAACUACUCCAUAAAGAAUAAGGGAUUCUUAUGAUAAAUUUUAUUGGGAUUUUUGAAAAUUAGGCAGAUUAAUUUAUUUAGUAAAAUUUAGUAAAUAUUUUUGAAGGCGUUUAUAGCUUUAAAUCUGUAUGUUAAUUAAGUGAAUAUAAUUAUGUUAUUUUUUGUGUUAAUGGGACAAAGAAUUUAUAAUAGAAAACUUUAGAAGAAAACUUUAAAAAGAUUUUGGCAAGAAUAGACAAAAAUUCUGAUUGUCUUAAAGAUUGUUUAAGUAUAUGUUAGAAUAUUUAAUAAAAACAUUAUAGUGAUAACGUUUAGAAAUAAUAAUAAUUAUAAUAAUGA